AUGACCUGCGUAGAUGUCAUGUAUCAGCCUCUGACUUCUGCCUUCCCGGCAUACCCCAGGGCGACGGCAGCGUGCUCUUCUGACUUCUCCCACGGGCAGAGCCUGUCUAGGAUGCACGAGCCCUUAGAUCUGGGCCCAACAUCGUCCUUAUCAACAUCAUCAUCAUCGUUGUCCUACCCGGUACCUACAAUACUGACACCUUCGUCAUCCGGAUCUGCGGCAUCAAUCGUACUAUCUCCUUCAACAUCUCGGGCAUCGUCAUCCUCUUCUUCAGGUUUAGUAAAAGCCGAUUCCGAAAGAGACUCAGAACCUAAAGGAGCCCAGUACAUAACGGCCAACUGUGUGCUCUUGACCUACUUCAAUGGCGAUACUGCCAGUGUCGUCGACGACCACUUUACUCGAGCCUUGUCUGCUGAUGCCCUCAGAGAAAGCAAGGCGUUGUCACCAAAGGCUCCAACACCCAUGUCCGCCAGGAAUCUCCCACCAUCGUUUUGGAAUAGUUCCUACCAAUACCAACAUCAUCUGCAUCACUUCCUGGGUUCCAACAGCCAGUACCAUCCACAGCAACAUCAUGCGGGCAUUAACAGCGGAAGUGGAGUCAGCAACUCAUCUGGCGCGGAAGGAUUUCACACCACUCAUCCUUACCUGUCACCAGCAUUACAUGGUUUAUCCAGUCUGCAGGGAGACCCAUGGGCCUACAACUUCUCUUCCACGGCGUCCACGAUGUCUUCGUAUCCUCACAGACAUCUACCAUACGAUCUCAGUUACCCAUCUAGUGCUAGACUUAGCCAGAACUACAGUUCCUUUCUCAUGCAGCCCUCGGCAGUUCGCUCGGCUCAGUUCAGUGCCAUGAGCAGUCACUGUGACGUUUCAAAACAACCAGAACAUUCCAGAUCCAGGUUCUCUGACCAUCGAUUGGUGUCGGACUACACACCACAUCACAGCUCCUUCUCCGCAAUAGACGCCGAGGGACUCCAGGGGGCCACCAAAGAUCUCUAUUGGUUCUGA
Candidula unifasciata is the source of this 1008-nucleotide messenger RNA. NCBI's taxonomy places the organism in Eukaryota, Metazoa, Mollusca, Gastropoda, Stylommatophora, Geomitridae. The record is from the annotation of a GenBank genome assembly.